AUGGAGUGGGAGGACUCAGCGGCUAUUUAUUGUCCAAAGAAUGGUCGAUCUCAUGUGGGGUUGUUGGAAUUUGGGUACUGGGAGUGUCCCCUUUGCAACCAGGAUUUGUCAGAGAAGCCGUUGAAACAGGCAGCGGGUUUGGAGGACGAAGAUGAAGACGAUGGCACUAGCGGCGGUCGCAACCCCAAAAUAUCCCACUCCCUUGAAUACCUCGACUCGGGUGAAAAUCGCAUUGCUGCGCAGGCAUGGAGCGGCUCUUUCGACCUUCAAACCGCACGUAAAGGAAUAUUGGAGAAGAAACCAUCAGUGUUCAACAUUGUCACUCUUCUGAAGACAUCACACCUACCGCAAAAGCAUCGCUACGAGUACGAAGUCAGGGAGAUUUUGCGAACUGGCAUUCUCAACAAUCCGAACAUUUCAGUCAAUGUUCUCUCCACCCGCGUCACCAUCAACUCUCAAGCAUUGAUUAAUGCCCUCGGUGCCGUCGUUAGCUAUUACCCAGGUAUAUCCUUCGGCGGAAAGGUGCUGGAGUUGAAGGAGCCGUAUGCUGUGGUUGCUCAUCACCUCAGUGCGCUGGAAGACUACCAAAAGACCUCUCGACCCAAGCCUUGCGACAAAGAAACAUUCGAUCAUCUAGGACUCCUACUUGGAUUUCUCCGAACCUCUGUCUACAAAGACAAAAUCCGGCUCGAACAGGAACGGUACUCCAGAAACGCGUGCACCUUCCAGAUGCUCUGGCUCUUGUUCAAGCCUGGUGAUACAGUUUACGUUGAGUCUCGGGGAAAGCUAUCUGCAUUUGUUGUGCAAGAGGUAGCCACUGACAACGGCAUCCUUUCAGACUUCAAGCACACAUUCAAGUCCUAUGAAAUCCUGUUGUGGUCUCUGAGAUAUGACGGCCGUUUCGUGGGGCGGAGUUCAACUGAGAUGAUAAUUCCUCACUUCGAUGGGGAACGCCCUAUCACUACACUCAAGGUGUUCCCAUGUAGAUUCGUCGACGACGAAGACGGUGGGAAGAUGAAAUCAAUGCUGGAGGAGAGUGGGAAGAGAUGGUAUGAUCUGUUACGAGGCCAACAAGUUCACUACAAAGGGGAAUUUGUUGAGAAAAGGAAGGACAACGAUGUCAGCAAAACCCCGGAUGACGAAGAUGACGAUAAGCCCUGGUAUGUCGCCAUGGUGAACUAUCUCAAAGGAACGUCCAGGCGAGACAAUCUUGAUGCACCGCGAGACUAUGGACAGGUAUGUUUUUCAGAGCUUCAUUUCUCACAGGUAUGCGAUCCUGACGCGAUGACAGUUUGA
Podospora pseudocomata is the source of this 1296-nucleotide messenger RNA. RefSeq lists its product as uncharacterized. The transcript has 2 exons. The coding region runs from base 1 to 1296 and encodes 431 amino acids. Lineage: Eukaryota; Fungi; Ascomycota; Sordariomycetes; Sordariales; Podosporaceae. The record is from RefSeq and is a predicted model, not a curated record.